Molecule: messenger RNA, 1078 nt
Organism: Mya arenaria
Lineage: Eukaryota; Metazoa; Mollusca; Bivalvia; Myida; Myidae
Exons: 3
Coding region: 56-424 (122 amino acids)
Source: RefSeq, a predicted model, not a curated record
CGAAGGAAACAAUUGAACGUUUCGUGUAGUUGGUGAAAAGUUACAAAGGCGCAACAUGAAUACUCUUGUUAAGUCAGUGGUUGCUGUGGCAUUUGUUCUGAUGCUUAGCGCACGCACCGCCUAUGGAAUAGAAUGCUACUCGUGUGUGGCCGGCGAUACCAAGUGUAAAGACGAGUUCAAUGCAGAUGGUGUCCUCACAUCGACGUCGUGCACGUCAUGCACAAAGACAAAGGACGGCGACUCGGUUGCCCGCGGCUGCAGCACAACUUAUAAAGGUUUUGAUGGCUGCGUAGAGAACAAGGACGAGAAGCAAGCAUUAUGCUUCUGCAAAAAGGAUAAAUGUAACAACGCUUCCGGUCUGACUGUCACCAUGGCAACCAUCGCUUCCGCUCUGCUCCUGUCACAUCUGCUCAAGAAAAUGUAGAUGAUCUGUAUGACAAUCAACUAUGCACACGUGUAUUUUCGCGUUGUGUUUUUUGUUGUUGUAUUUUGUUACUGAAAAACUAUACUUUUUAUUUUAAAAAAAAACAGGUACGUUCAGUCUAAGUGCGGUCUCUUCUUCAGUUCAUGACGGGUUAUAGUUCAAGUUUUUAGACUUAUCCUCCCUUCUUUCAAAAGUGUUUCACAUUAUUAUGAUGUUUCCAAAGAUCUGUUAGUCAUCGCACUGCUAAAAAUUAAUAAAAGGCGGCAAUCAACAUGGAAGCGACUAGUCGGGUUGUGAAAUCUGUUUUGUUUAGAAGUUAUGGUCAAAGGCGUACACUCAAAAUACUUCACAUGUGAAGCUAAAUGACUCUUACGACCAGCAAUGUGGCAAUGGAACGAUCAUGUCAACAGAAAAACCAGCUAAGGCAUGCAUAGAAAUGAAUACAGCAGUUUGUACUGUCCGUGUUAAUUGGUUGUAUUCCGAUUGUUUAUACUCCUCACGAUAUUGGUGUUCGUUUGUGAGGGUAAUAUAAAUCAUAUUACAACUUAUUUCUGGAGAAGAUGCUGAAUUGUAACAAUGAAUGAUGUACUAGAAAUGUUUGUAAUCACUUGCUCACAUCUGACAUAAUAAAUGUGUUGGUCAAACUUAAAAUCG